Nanorana parkeri is the source of this 1694-nucleotide messenger RNA. RefSeq names its product lipoma HMGIC fusion partner-like 4 (gene LHFPL4). Gene Ontology annotation, molecular function: GABA receptor binding. Gene Ontology annotation, biological process: sensory perception of sound; gamma-aminobutyric acid receptor clustering. The coding region runs from base 531 to 1187 and encodes 218 amino acids. The record is from RefSeq and is a predicted model, not a curated record. Gene Ontology annotation, cellular component: postsynaptic membrane; inhibitory synapse; plasma membrane. The transcript is spliced from 3 exons. Lineage: Eukaryota; Metazoa; Chordata; Amphibia; Anura; Dicroglossidae.
UUUUUUUCCUCUUCUCCCCCAAGUCUGCAUUACAGCGGGAGCGCGCAGAUGUUCAGGAGCGCGCAUCAGGCACACAGCAAAGAUGGAUUCCCAGCAGCUGCAGGGAAGGCUAGAGCCGGCCAAGUCUCCGCUGUUUUAGGAACCCUCUUUCCUUUGCAAAUGGCCUGGGUAUAUGGCAUCACCUGCUAGUCUUAUUUCCAGCUGAGGGCAUCUGAUGGGUUACAUCUCCUUUGGCUCAAAAGGCAAAUGUUGCUUCCAGGGACUCUGCUGUGUCUGAUUAGCCGCUUGAACGUUGGCAUUCAUCUCUCUGCAUCACCGAACUAGCAUCGGAAUUUCCCUUUUCCUCUGAGCUUUGCCCUCACCCACCAACUGCAUGCCCAAUUCCAGGGUGCAUGGACAUCCACGCAGCCAGCGCUCCUAAGGAUUGCAAGCACGGUGGUGGCAUCUAAAGGGGGGUUUUGUGGUUCUCUCCUUUUUGUGUGUGUGUUGUCUAGUACACUGUGCAGGAGGGCAUCUGAUCGCUAGCCAAGAUGCUGCCAUCACAAGAAGCCUCCAAGCUCUACCAUGACAAUUACAUGAGAAACUCAAGAGCCAUAGGCGUGCUUUGGGCCAUCUUCACCAUCUGCUUUGCCAUCAUCAACGUGGUGGUCUUCAUACAGCCCUACUGGGUAGGGGACAGCGUCAAUACACCCAAGCCCGGUUACUUUGGGCUCUUCCAGUACUGUGUGGGCAAUGGAGGGGGGAACAGGGAGGAUACCUGCCUGGGUACCUUCACUGACUUCAGCACCAUCCCCUCUGGAGCCUUCAAAGCAGCCGCCUUAUUCGUGCUGCUGUCCAUGGUGCUGAUCCUGGGCUGCAUUACCUGCUUCGCCCUCUUCUUCUUCUGCAACACGGCCACUGUGUACAAGAUCUGCGCCUGGAUGCAGCUGUGUGCAGCUCUGUGUCUGGUGCUCGCCUGCAUGAUAUUUCCGAAUGGGUGGGACGCCGAGGCGAUCAGAGACUUAUGCGGAGACAAAACUGGGAAAUACUCUCUCGGAGACUGCUCCAUCCGCUGGGCCUACAUACUGGCCAUCAUCGGCAUUUUAAAUGCCCUCAUCCUCUCCUUCCUGGCCUUUGUGCUGGGCAACAGACAGAAUGACUUGCUACUCGAAGAGCUUAAGGCAGAUAACAAAGAUGAUAUUAAAUAGACGAAAUUCAAAGGGGGACACGGGAUACCUUCACCAACGCAGGAAUGUCUUCAGGCUGUCAGCCAUCUUACCCCAUUGGUAUUGUUGCCCUAUGAUUCUUGUAUUGCUGCCCUCUGCCACACUGCCUUGAACCCCUCUCCACCUCCUCCUGCCACCGAUGAAGCCUGGUUCUGCAUCUCAGCCUUGAAGAGAGCUUUUCUUCCACCAAAACGGUGCCUGCUUCGCCAAACCAAGACCCCCAAUGCCCCCCUCUGCAACGGAAGAACCAGCAACAGCACACCCAUUCCCUACACCCAACACGCCAACGUGGAUGUACACAACCAUCACUUGUAAUGAUGCUAUCAGUUGAGACUUUUUACCCCGCCAUCUUUCUACUUGCCAUCGCUGUAAAGAAAACAAAAAUAUUACACAAGGGUGCUGCAAAUGAGCCCUUUAUGAAUUAUGUUCCAAUUUUAUAAUAAAGAAAAAUCAAAGCAUUUCUACUUAUGAAAACGACUCUCCGUAGAG